Dimorphilus gyrociliatus is the source of this 751-nucleotide messenger RNA. The record is from the annotation of a GenBank genome assembly. Lineage: Eukaryota; Metazoa; Annelida; Polychaeta; Dinophilidae.
AAUGUUCGCGAAGUGGGUUGGGGAUUAUAUUACGCAUCCCUUGUAUCAUUCGCUUCUCGAAUUGAAGUGCAUUCCAUUCCUUGAAAGCGAACCGAUUGUUUAUGACGAGGAGCACCGACUGCAAAAUUUGGAAUUAUUUAAAGCCAGAGACGUGAUGCACUGUCCAGUUAUUACUAUAACUCCUCGCGAAACAGCCGCUCAUCUUGCACACCUUUUACUCGAUACUACUCACGGAGGAUUUCCGGUAGUGAAGCAUCACGAAGAAGCUAACGGGGAAGUUGCGUAUGGGUUAUUAACAAGGGUUGAAUUAUGUAUGAUUCUAAAAGAUGAAUCUAUACAUAGAGCUGAUCCAGGCAGCACUCUUACGCCUAGCUUAACAUAUGAGGAAGUGGCUGUGGAUCGUUUAUCUGGGACCAGUCAUGUUUUGGCUUUAUUAGAAAAAUACGCAGAUACUCCUAGAUAUAAGGAAAUUUACGUGGAUUUGGAACCUUAUAUUAAUCGUUCGGCACCUCACAUAGAAGAAAACUUCGCACUCCAUCGAACAUAUAUUAUCUUUCGAACUUUGGGCUUGAGACAUCUGACGGUAGUUGAUAUAGCUAAUAGAGUAGUGGGAAUUGUCUCUAGGAAGGAUCUAAUGGGCUUUAAUCUAGAAGAAAAACUAGAGGCGAGAAAAAGGAGAGGUUUUAGUAUUUCCGGCGCCGCGCAAGCACCCACGAUACCUUCAGCAAAUUGUGGACCAACUAUGGUUUAA